UUUUUUUUUUAAAUAUGACUAGAUAGGCAGCCCAUAAUGCAAUGCGGCGCGCGAAGCUCGAGGGGACUAAACGGCUCGAGACCGUCCGUUGGUCGUGUCGGACAGAAAAUGAGCAAAAAAGACUCUGGAUGUGCUGACAUUAUCCUCGCGUACUUGAAUGAGAAAAACCGACCCUACAGCGCACAGGAUGUGUUUGGUAACCUCCAGAAAGAACACGGCUUUGGCAAAACGGCAGUGGUGAAGGCCCUGGAGUAUCUGGCCCAGGAGGGCAAGAUCAAAGAAAAGGUCUACGGCAAGCAGAAGAUCUACUUUGCAGAUCAGUCUCAGUUCCCUGAUGUGAGUGACUCUGAUCUGAGGGACAUGGACAGCCGCAUAGCCGAUCUCAGUGGCCAGGUGCAGUCGGCCUCCCACAGCUGCCGACAGCUGGACGCAGAGCUGAAGGAGCUUUUGAGCUCACUGACCACAGCAGAGAUGAUGUCAAAGAUCCAGGAGCUGAAGGCAGAGUGUGACAGAUACAGAGAACGACUGCUGAAGAUCAAAUCUGCUGCCAAUCAUGUCACCCCUGAAGAGAGGGAGAAGGUGUACAAGCAGAGAAGCCUGUAUGUGAAAGAGUGGAAGAAGCGGAAGAGACUGGCCACUGAUAUGAUGGGAGCAGUCCUGGAGGGUUACCCCAAGAGCAAAAAGCAGUUUCUGGAGGAGGUUGGAGUUGAGACAGACGAGGACCAUAAAGUAACUGUUCCCAACAUCUGACACCUUGGAACGCCUGCCUUUUUUAACUGAGUUAACAUGGCCACUGGUUGCCAGGACACUUGCAUGGCAGCAGAAGGUGCCUGGGACAGUGGAAUGCAGGGGCAGGCACUGCUGCCCAGGCACCACCAGACCACCACAUGAUGAGCCUCUAGCAGUUAUUUACAAAUAUAACAUGUUGGGAAUGAAGAAAUUGCACAGCACUGUAAAUAAAAGUUUAAAAUGCAA
Electrophorus electricus (electric eel) is the source of this 975-nucleotide messenger RNA. It is a transcript of the gene psmc3ip, whose product is annotated as PSMC3 interacting protein. Gene Ontology annotation, biological process: meiotic joint molecule formation; meiotic strand invasion involved in reciprocal meiotic recombination; homologous chromosome pairing at meiosis. Gene Ontology annotation, molecular function: double-stranded DNA binding; recombinase activator activity. NCBI's taxonomy places the organism in Eukaryota, Metazoa, Chordata, Actinopteri, Gymnotiformes, Gymnotidae. The record is from RefSeq and is a predicted model, not a curated record. Gene Ontology annotation, cellular component: condensed nuclear chromosome; DNA recombinase auxiliary factor complex.